AUGGUUCCCAAAAUAGUUCAAUUUCUCAUUCUCUUAUAUCUCUUUACGGUUACUUUUGCUUUCAAUGAGGAAGAAAUUGCCCUCCUAAAAUGGAAAGCAACUUUCAAGAACCAGACUAAUUCCUUAUUGGCUUCAUGGACUCAAAGUUCGAAUGCAUGCAUGGAUUGGUAUGGAGUUAUGUGCUUAAAUGGUAGGGUAAGCAAGUUGGAUAUUCAAGGUGCUCAUGUCAUCGGUACACUCUAUGAUUUUCCAUUUUCGACUCUCCCUUUUCUUGAAUAUGUUGAUCUUAGUGUGAAUAAUCUCUCUGGAACUAUCCCACCUGAAAUUAGUAAUCUCACUAAUCUUGUCUAUCUUGACUUGCACACCAAUAUGAUUUCAGGCACAAUCCCAUUCCAAAUCGGCUCACUAGCAAAUCUCCAGAAUAUUAACAUCUAUGACAACCUUUUAAAUGGUUUCAUUCCUGCCUCAUUGAGUUAUUUAAGGUCUCUUACUUCUCUAGAUUUGGGUACUAAUUCUCUUAAUGGCUUUAUUCCUGCUUUAUUGGGAAAUUUGACCAGCCUUUCUAUUCUGUAUCUUCAGGAGAAUAACCUUUCUGGCUCCACUCCUGAAGAAAUAGGUUAUUUAAGGUCUCUUAGUCAACUAGUUUUGGCUAAGAAUUCUCUAAGUGGUGUUAUUCCUGCUUCAUUGGGAAAUUUGGCUAAGAAUUCUCUUAGUUAUUUAGAUUUCUCUACUAAUUUUCUUAGUGGUUCUAUUCCUACUUCUUUGGGGAAUUUGAAUGUGUUCUUCUUUUGGCAACUUGAGAAACUUGCAAUGGAUGUAUCUCCACACAGCAACAAUCUCACUGAGAAAAUUCCUUUAUCUUUUUGCAAUUUGAUAAAAUUGGAAGUGGUGUAUUUGGGGAAACAACUUGAGGGGAGAAAUUCCGCAGUGUCUAGUUAA
Messenger RNA from Solanum verrucosum, 939 nucleotides. Its product is annotated as probable leucine-rich repeat receptor-like protein kinase At1g35710. Gene Ontology annotation, molecular function: protein binding. Bases 1 to 939 code for a protein of 312 amino acids. Lineage: Eukaryota; Viridiplantae; Streptophyta; Magnoliopsida; Solanales; Solanaceae. The record is from RefSeq and is a predicted model, not a curated record. The transcript is spliced from 4 exons.